AUCAUUCUCCCUUUGCUAUUGGCUGCGGAGUUUGCGUCAAAAAGUUACCAGAGAGGCGCUUUCUCAGCAAGUCUCAGAGAAAGGAGAGAGAGAGAGACCAGUACAACUCAGCAAUCUCAACCAUUUUUCACUCUCAAACAACACAUACCGUCUUUAAACAGGGACAAAGGCCGUCAGGAACGUGGACGCCUGAAUUUUGGGGUGUUUUACAUCGACCUGAGCCCCGUAAAACAGAUUUAAACCGAGGCCUUACUGCAAAGUCACCAGAGGAUCGAAGCAAACCAGAUUCCGCAUUUUUUAACUUAUUUAUCGCAAAUUUGCUAUUCGAACCAACUUUAGCAUGAUGUCGUAUCUCAAGCAACCUCCAUACACAGUGAAUGGGCUGAGCCUCACUACAUCGGGUAUGGAUCUGCUUCACCCUUCAGUCGGAUAUCCCUCUACUCCGCGGAAGCAGCGGCGAGAGAGAACCACAUUUACACGAGCGCAGCUGGAUGUCUUGGAGGCGCUUUUCGCCAAGACUCGCUAUCCGGAUAUCUUCAUGAGGGAAGAGGUGGCCCUGAAAAUCAACUUGCCCGAAUCCAGAGUGCAGGUGUGGUUCAAAAACCGUCGAGCGAAGUGCCGCCAACAACAGCAACAGCAGCAGAAUGGAGGGCAGCAUAAAGUUAGGCCAACGAAGAAGAAGAGCUCUCCUGCCCGGGAGCUGGGCUCGGAGAGCGUGGCCGGCGGCCAAUUCACGCCGCCCUCCAGUACCUCGGUGACGGCCAUAUCGAGCAGCACCGCCCCAGUGUCAAUUUGGAGCCCCGCGUCCAUAUCUCCGAUCGCCCCCGAUUGCCUCUCCACGUCCUCGUCCUGCAUGCAGCGUUCCUACCCCAUGACCUACACCCAGGCCUCGGGUUACACGCAGGGAUAUGCCGGAUCCACGUCCUACUUUGGGGGAAUGGACUGCGGCUCGUACCUGUCCCCGAUGCACCACCAGCUCCCCGCCCCAGGCACGGCGCUCAGUCCCAUGGGCACAAACGCAGUCACUGCAGGCCAUCUCAACCAGUCUCCGGCCUCCCUCUCUGCCCAAGGCUACCCAGCCGGCGGAUUAGGUUUUAAUUCCACCGAUUGCUUGGAUUAUAAAGACCAGACAGCAUCAUGGAAACUCAACUUCAACGCUGACUGCUUGGAUUACAAAGAUCAAACGUCCUCGUGGAAGUUCCAAGUUUUGUGAAGUGCUGGGACUCUGUUGUAACUGGACAAGUCAUUCCAAUGUUAGAUCUUCGGAAUGGAGAGCGCGAAACGUCAUCGUUCCAGUUCUUGUAGCCAACUCUGGAGGUUAAACACUUUGGAAUGGACAGGACAAUAUUUGUGAUCAUUCCAAUGUUAGCCAUUUUUUAAGUUGGCGUUUAAAAACAUAAAGAACCAUCAGGGCUGUGUGAAAUGUGCGAUUGGUUGUCACAGAUGCACUACUUUAUUUAAAAAAAAUGUUUAUUAGGGUUCCAUAUGUAGUCCUGAGAGACAAUCAGUGUGCGUCUUAUAUCAGUGGUACAUCUGUGUUUUUAUUUGUGUUAGACUCAAAACAAUUAUGAUCUGCUGUACUGUAUGCAAGUAUGUGAACCGCUUGAUGCUGUUGAACAAGAGAGGCGGGCUGGUGUUGGGGUGGGGGUGAUGGUGGUGCUUCUGCUGUUCUAAAAUGGAGCCAAAUUCUGCUGGAAAAAUUACCCGCCAUUGUUUGAAACGAGCGCCUUCAAACAUAAACUGAACUGUGACUUCGUGAUUCUGACUACAAACUUCACAUGGACGCUAAAGCUCUGUCACACUGAUGCCAAUAUCUUAAAAUAUGAUCAGCUGUAUUGAUCCCAUUGAGGAUCAGGUAUUCAGAAAUUAGCUCUAUUGUUUGCAGAUGUUAAUAGAGUAAUGUUAUAUAUGCAUAAACGUUAACCAUACUGGAGUCGACAGAUUCCUAUGGCUACAUUAAAGUCAUUCUAGCACAAUUUUGAUUUGUCUUCCACGGUUCAAUCUUAAACAAUAUCCGAUAAAAUAGAAAUCAUGCAGCUUGAUAGCACUUACAAUGAGUGUAUACAAAACUGCGCGACUUCGAGUCUGCCAUUAGGGUCCAUUAGUUUACCAAAUAAUGUCUGUUCAGGUAAUCUCACUCCUUUUUUCCUCUGCACUCUUCCAUCUCCCGUAAUACCCAACCCCCAUAUUCCCAUCAUAAAACAUAAGGGUGAGAAUGUGCUUUAUAGCUUGCAGCCAGUCUGUUAUAUUGGAGUGGCGAAAAUUUGCACUGUACCAGGUCUUUUUUUCAUUUUUGUUUUCCAUUUUAGAGGCACAGAUAUAAGCUGUCUGUUUAUAAGUUUUAAAACGAGAGGUAAACAAAUUCUUGUAGCAAAUGAUGCACAGAGAAUGCCUGAAUUAGAGUGUGUAUAUAUAUUUAUAUAUGUUAUACAUACUCCAACCUGCAACUUCGGAAGCUAAACAGACGCUAGGCGCUUUACUUGUCUAUUUUCCUUGAAAGUUCUGAAAUUUUAUCGAUUUUUUAUGUACAGGAUACUUUUGUAAUUAGUAUUUCUUAUUAUGUAAAAAGGACGGGCUUUGAUCUGGAAACCAGUCUCUACAACAUACUUUCCUUUUUAUUAGGUAUUGUAAGUGUUUUCAAUGUAAAUGUAGGUAAGGUAAAAUGAUUCAUAAAUUGUGCUUUUUACAAGUGAUUUUUUUUUGUCCAUUUCAGAUAUUUAUUGUCCAAACUAAUCAUAUAAAUAUUCGGUUAUGUACAGUGUUUAUUUUAUGAUAGAUAAAAAGGUCUUGUGAAAUUUCGAUCAUUUCUUUAUAAUAAAUAUCACUUUUGCUGCUAAACUGGUUAAUGAUAACUCCCCAUGUCCAUUCUCCGAGUAGAUCCAGAAACUGUGUCCCAGCCAUCAUUUUGUUACUCUCCUGAUUAAGGAGGCUUUAUAGUGUGACCUCCGUGUGCUAUACUUCCUAACAUGUAGACACUUCCUAAUAUGUAUACUUCCUAAGAAUUCAGACUAACUUCAGUCUUGAUUUACAUUAUGGUGACAGCACAUAUCAAGUGUCUGAAUGCAAACAAUGUAAUUUGACGCAAAAUCUCGUUCAAACAAAAUGAUAAACAUUGAUGUACUUCCUAUCAUGGAUCAAAAUUAUAUCCAUGCAGUACACUGUCCAUACCGUUUUAAAAAGUGGGCAUGAAACCAAAUGUCAAUCUUCACAUUUCACAGCA
Messenger RNA from Pristis pectinata (smalltooth sawfish), 3220 nucleotides. RefSeq names its product orthodenticle homeobox 2b (gene otx2b). Lineage: Eukaryota; Metazoa; Chordata; Chondrichthyes; Rhinopristiformes; Pristidae. Bases 341 to 1213 code for a protein of 290 amino acids. The transcript has 5 exons. Gene Ontology annotation, biological process: multicellular organism development; regulation of transcription by RNA polymerase II. Gene Ontology annotation, molecular function: DNA-binding transcription factor activity, RNA polymerase II-specific; RNA polymerase II cis-regulatory region sequence-specific DNA binding. Gene Ontology annotation, cellular component: nucleus. The record is from RefSeq and is a predicted model, not a curated record.